Lithohypha guttulata is the source of this 2235-nucleotide messenger RNA. RefSeq names its product kinetochore-associated Ndc80 complex subunit ndc80 (gene NDC80). Lineage: Eukaryota; Fungi; Ascomycota; Eurotiomycetes; Chaetothyriales; Trichomeriaceae. The record is from RefSeq and is a predicted model, not a curated record. The transcript has a single exon. Bases 1 to 2235 code for a protein of 744 amino acids. Gene Ontology annotation, cellular component: Ndc80 complex. Gene Ontology annotation, biological process: attachment of mitotic spindle microtubules to kinetochore.
AUGUCGCAACCAACAGGACUCUUCAGUGUGCGCCGGCCGCGCGAAACCCUAGGAUCUAUACAAAACUUCUCAGGUAUACCGCAGCCUGCAUCUGCUAUGAAGGGGACUUCCUCGAGUCAGGAUAUGAGGGCGCCAUAUACGGGUUCUCAUGUUCGUUCGAUGUCGAUCCAGAACCUACAGCGUCCUAUGGCCCAGCCGAACUUCCAUCGUUCAUCCUCAGGCGCCGAUAUGACUUCGAUCGGACAGUCCAAUGUACGAAGAUCUACCAUGAAUCCCUUUGCCGGCAGCGCUUCAGUCUCGGCUCAUAGACAGAGCUUAGCACCGAACCAGCUCUUUGGCUCAACCACUCCUGCAUCAGCUAGCGUACAACGACGAAGCAGUAUCUACUCGCGACCUUCGGCUGCUGGUCCACUUGGGUCGCAUACCUUCUUCGCACAGCAAGCGCCGGUAAAGAGGCAGGAUCCUAGACCACUUAGCAAGGCAAACAGGGAAAGAAUGUCGCAAGAGCUGCAUGAUUAUCUGAUUCAGAACAGUUUCGAAGUGGAAAUGAAGCAUACUCUCCGUCCGACCUCGACCACUACCUCUCCAACUCAGCAAGAUUUCAACCUUAUGUUCCAGUGGCUGUACAAGAGAAUUGAUCCGAGCUAUAAAUUCCAGAAGAAUAUCGACGUUGACCUACCACAGCUGAUCAAACAGCUGAGAUACCCCUACGGCACCGACAUCUCGAAAUCGAGCAUAUCUCCAAUUACUCCCCAGCAUUGGCCGAAAUUCCUGUUAAUAUUCCAUUGGAUGAUGCAGUUAGCACAAAUGCUGGACAACUUUACAAGAGGAGCAUACGACGACGCAUGCACCGAGGCUGGAAUCGAUGUCACAGGGGAUCGCAUUGUUUUCCGUUUUCUAUUCUCUGCAUACCAGGAUUGGUUGCAGGUUUCACCUGACGAGGACGAUGAAGCAGCCGAUCGUGCUCUGGAGCCACAUCGACAGGCAAUGUCUGAGGAGUUCUCGAGAAUUAAUGCACAAUACGAGGGAGACCUCAAGACGCUGGAAGAGGAGAACAAGAAACUCAGAGCGCAAAUCGAGGAGAUUGAGCGCGAGAUGCCAGAUAUGGAUAAGUUGGACAGGCAUUUCAAGAUCCUGGAAGAUGACAAGAAGAAAUUUGAGGACUAUAACAACAAUGUUGAGGCAAAGAUCGAGAAGUACAACUCAAGAUUGAAAAUUCUAGAGACAGAGACCUCCAAGACAGAGGCGGAUCUCGAACAAGUCGAACAGGACAGACAGUCUCUGCAGGAGCAAGUUGACCGGCAAGGCAUAAACAUCCAGGAUAUCGAUCGCAUGAAUACAGAAAGAGAGCGACUUGUGAAAAGUCGCGAUGAUGCUGCUGUUGCUCUUGACCAAGUCAACAAGGCAGUUCUCGAGAAAGAGGUCCAGACUGCUCGAAAGUUACAGGAGCUCGAAGCAGUCGUGAAGCGAUACAACACUCUUGGCUACCAGGUCUCCAUCAUUCCGGCUACAGCAGCCUAUGCUAAAGGCCAAGACCACGAGCUUGUCUUGCAGCUCACAGAACAUACACCGAGCUUUGCACCAUCCACACCGAAGCCUUCGCGCCGUUCCCACAACGAAGAACAGGCAGACCGUCUGCUAGCAGGUCAAUUGACUGGAUACCAACCACAUACUCUCCUUCCACCACACUUGGCGGAUCUUCGAGGGACAAUCCGUACCUCACUCUUAUCGUUACGUAAAUCAAUAAAUGAGCGUCGACGUCUAGCUACUGACCAUGCGCUCAGCGACAGAGAUCUAAUUGAUUCUGUCCUGGAGGUGCUUCACGAGAAGCAAUCUGAGAUUGAGAACCUCAGCUAUAAGAUCAACAAUCAACGAGAUUUGUAUAAUCAGCUCAAAGAGGAUCACAAGACCAUCAACUUACAAGCACAAACAAAACGCGAAAAGACAGAGAAGGAGUUAUCCAGGAUGCGUGAUGGCCUAGAAAAAGGAGUCCUGGAACUCGAGCAGCAGGAGAUGGAAGUUCAAAUCGUAUGGGAGGGCAUGACUCAAGAAGCUGAUCGCGUGAGAGACGAGCUACACGGUGGUGUCGAAAGGAUACUUGAAGAUGUUGUGAAGUUCAAACUCCAUGUGAAAGAAGGUCUCGAAGUUUUUGAAGGCUGGGCCAUGAAAGAGGUCGAAGAAGAGCUUGAAGAGGAUAAUGCUGCUUACGCUGAUGAAGAGGGAGCGUAUGAAUGA